This is a messenger RNA of Cylicocyclus nassatus, 1511 nucleotides long. The record is from the annotation of a GenBank genome assembly. NCBI's taxonomy places the organism in Eukaryota, Metazoa, Nematoda, Chromadorea, Rhabditida, Strongylidae.
AUGUACGGAUAUACGGCCCCUUUUUGGGCGCAUCCAGCCACCCUCAAUUACCUCCGAUCAAAUGACGGAAUCCAACCAGAUAAAACCCCUCAACGAUACCUCACGGUGGGAAAAAGUGACAAAGACAAAGGAAGAAAGGAAACGGAGAACAAAGGACGUUCCAGCACUAAGCUCAAAUUAAUAUUAUCAGGACUAACUCUAGAAUCAAUUUUCAGCUUGGCUAUCGACAAAGUAAGCGACAAGACAGAAAGAAGGAAGGCAGGCUGUGGUGGUGUGGCCAUGAGAAAAAGACUUCUUAUAAAGAACUUCGUUAAUGAUCUUUGUCGGAAGAAAGAUGAACAGUCGGAAGAACAGAAUGGGGAGAAUUACUCAUCUCAGGAAUACGACAACUGCGCUGAGAGUCCCGAAAAUGAUGGAAGUACGGACAUAUCGUAUGAGGUUGAAAAAUCCCGUAGUAGUUCGGACUUUUCUGAUGAGGAGUUUGAGGAGGGGGAUGUCAUGAUACCGGAAGAUGACGACAUGACUCCUGCGAAUGAUAUCUGGCUGGAUUCGGCGGCAGUUCCUGAUAACACUCCAUUAUCUGAUCCGCUUCUGUUUGAGUCUAGUCAACCAGGUCGCGAAGGAGCCAUAGGACGUUUAGGCGAUAAGUCUAGUGAGACUCGCCUUUCCCUUUACUCUUUAUACUCAUCGGUAUCGGAGUCAGCUGACGAUGGAGAUGAGACGCUAUCUGCGUGUGAUCCAACAGAGUCCUUACUGCCGAAUUGUUUGUAUGACUGUACGCAGACUGAAAGCUUCUCUCCUCCAUUGACGUCACUGUCUAACAUCACUAAUCUCUCCUCUAUCUGUGAUAUCAGCAACGCUUCUCCCAUACAGCCGGUUUUGGCUGGGGAAAGCGACCAAAUUUUUCUUUCUCUCAGCAAUCACAAGUAUUCCGAUCUCAAGACAUACAACCCUGACCUCUCCCUUUCUUCUUUACCAUCGCCGCCAACUAAUGAUCCACCGCGUACUUGUUCUGUGGCGACGAAGCGCCGGAGCGACGAUUUUUUGUUAUACGACUCCAUCAGCGCAGAAAUUGGCUAUCAGAAAAAGAUCAAACUCUGAGUGAUUGAACCUUGUCGUUUGCUAAGUCGGAUAUGGUGUUGAUAUUGUUCUGUGUUAUGCUUGAAUCAAUUUCCAUACUUCCCCUCCCUUUACGGGCUUUUGUUACACAACUGAGCUUUAUUUGUAUAGUUGUAUGUUUUUAGUGUAAUUAGCAAUUUUGCAGCUAUUUCUUCUAUGUCUGGGAAACUUGUAUCAAAUCUUACCUAGGUAUUCGUGUAGGCUUCUGAUCUCCGAUCUCUUUUCUAGGAACACUAAAGUUUCUGUUUCUACACCCUGAUCUUUUAACUUAUGAGUGGUCGUUUUGAUUCCAUUUUAGGUUAAGACUGCCAUUAUCCUUCAUUUUUGCUCAAUUGUCUAUUUGAUUAUCGUUCUAGUAUCAUCGAUUAUGUUUCUCGCUCCAAUCACAAGGC